Anopheles funestus (African malaria mosquito) is the source of this 18000-nucleotide messenger RNA. Its product is annotated as midasin. Gene Ontology annotation, molecular function: ATP binding; ATP hydrolysis activity. Gene Ontology annotation, biological process: ribosomal large subunit assembly; rRNA processing. NCBI's taxonomy places the organism in Eukaryota, Metazoa, Arthropoda, Insecta, Diptera, Culicidae. Gene Ontology annotation, cellular component: preribosome, large subunit precursor; nucleus. The coding region runs from base 154 to 17877 and encodes 5907 amino acids. The record is from RefSeq and is a predicted model, not a curated record. The transcript is spliced from 7 exons.
GUGCACGCGAACGGUUUGACAACUAGCACAUGUUUCUUCCACUCCGGUUGGCUCAAGUGCGGAACGUGUGAAUCGUGCUAGAAUUGGCCGUAUUUUCCAUUUUCACAGUAUUUUCGAGGGUUUAUUUCAUUUCAAUUGUACUCUUUGGGCACGAUGGACGUCGAUUGUGAUAAAGUUUUACGCAGUGUGCGGCAUUUACAGGAGAAAAUGGAGUGCAAAGAGUUGAGCCCAUUUUCUAGGUUAAGGAAGUUAAAUUCAGUACAAAUGGACGAAAUUUGUCAUGUGUUGGGUACGUUGCUUGAAAAUCAACGUUACACAGAGGAAAUAGGUCACCAGUUCCAGAGUAUGCUACUGCUGAUUGUGACGAAUGUGUUUGAGAAGGAAGAAGUCACAAAUGGAGUGGAAAAGGAAGGAUUAACGGUUGCCGAUUUGGAACCAUAUCGAAGGAAAUGCAUUGCCCUUUCGAAGCUGAUUCUAAUUUGUCCAGAUGUAUUGAGGUAUUCAAUGGUUUUCUUCCGCAAAAAUCCUUCCCCGUUCGCUCGCGAGAUAAAAGAUGAUGAUUACAAACCGAAGGAAAAGCAUCGUAAACAACAACACAAGCCACAGCCAUCAGACGGUUCGAAUUUGGAGAUGGUACAAGCAUGCUACCGAUAUUUAGUUGCCGAUCCGGUAUAUUACCGUUCAGCUUGGAAUUGGUCGGAGUUUUUCGAACAGUUCGAUAGCAUUGAUUGUCCACGGAAGCGUUACUAUCUGAACCGAAUAUUGGCGAUUGUUGCGGGAAUGUCACAAACCGACCUGAACACGCUGGACGAAGGUAUACCCGUGGAGGUUAUAUUGGAGGAAGAUAAUCGCAUAAAUGUUCAUCACCUUUGCCAAGUGGAAGAAGAUGAAUCGAUCGUUAUGCCCAGUGUGGGCAAAAUUGUUUGGCAGUAUAAAAGCAAUGUUGUCACGAACAUUGGUGACGUUCUUCUGCCCAUUUUCGACAAGGAAAACGUUAACUCCUAUCAACGUAUGAUACAGAAGCAGGGCGCACAACAGACAGAAGCUCUACAGUCGUCUGAAUGUGAACUAGUGGUGAGUGUGGACUCCACAAAGCUGAAUUUACGCAACCUUGCCCUUGGUGUGUCAUCUGGCAAAGCAAUCUGUUUGUCGGGCCCGGUAGGAAGUGGGAAAACAUCGUUGGUAGAAUAUCUGGCCAAAGCUACCGGCAGAAUUCCCCCGAAAGGAGCAGAACGUGGGAAGCAACAGGUGCUAAAGGAAGACGUGUCCAAGAAACGUAAGCUUAACAAUGGCUCUAACGUUGCUGACGUCGAAGAAAAUGAAUUCGAGAUGGACGUUGAAUCACUAAAGAAGGUCGCUCCGAAGAGUGGGUUCUUGCGAGUGCAGCUAGGUGAUCAAACUGACAGUAAGACCCUUCUUGGUCAGUACCGUUGCACGGACACUCCGGGAGAAUUUGUGUGGCAGCCGGGCGUACUUACACAGGCCGUUAUGUUCGGAUAUUGGCUACUGCUGGAAGAUUUGGAUUCAGCCACCCAGGACGUUUGUACCGUGCUGACCAAUUUGCUGGAAAAUGGAUACCUAAGCGUUCCAGGGUUUCGCGAUUGUCUUCGUGUGAUGCCUGGAUUUCAACUGUUUGUAACACUACGUUCCGGAGCGAAAUCAAGUGCAUCGCAGCCACAGUGCAGCACGUACAGUUUGCUGGAGAAAUAUCUGCACACUGUCACUAUAGUGCCGUUGUCGAGGAAGGAACUGUGCGACAUUAUAUGUAUUCGUUACCCGAAGCUUCGCGUCGUGGCAACCAGAAUUGUGGACAUUUAUUUGACAUUCUCGAGCGGAUGUCAUUCGGAUAUGGAUGGCCAAAAUUUCACUACCGAACAGCUGGCCCUCUUAGAACAGCCACACCUGCAAGAUGCCGAUGAGGAAGGAUUGUCAAUUAGUGUGGAUGAUACACUGCCACGUUUUCACUCGGAAAACGGCGAAAGGCUAGCUGCAAUGCCGUUUUCCUCCGGAUCGAACAGGCGCCUGGUAUCGACCAGGGAUCUUAUUAAGCUGUGCCGUCGGUCGGACCCAUCGUUCUCUGCCACUAGUACCGAGUGUGCGUACUUUGUGUUUCAAAACGCAGUCGAUUUGUUUUGCUCACACAUACCACAUGGUUCCUUUCGAACGCAGCUUGUAACGGGAAUAGGAGGAAAAAUCGGAAUCCUUCCUAGUCGAUGUGAGCAUCUUUGUUUAGAAUAUAAACCAGCAGUUGAGGUCGGUGUAACUAGUGAAAUUCGGGUAGGAAGAGUUGUACUGAAGCGCUCGCUAGAAUCAGAGUCUAACGAUGAAAAUACUACCCAGCGAACGGAUCAAGAAUUCUCAAACAAGCGUCAGAAGCUUGAUCGUAAUGCAUCUUCUCGGGUCAAAACGAUGCAACACCGGGCAGGAUAUAACGAGCCAUCACCAACAUUUUCCUUUACGCGUCCGGCGGCCUGUCUGUUGGAACGGAUCGCCGUCGCCGUCUCGCAGAACGAACCAAUAUUGCUGGUGGGCGAAACGGGUGUAGGAAAGACAAGCUCGAUACAGUACCUUGCCUAUCAAACCCAUCACAGGCUAGUGGUGGUGAACAUGAACAAUCAGUCGGAUGUGUCGGAUCUGGUAGGAGGAUACAAACCGGUUGAUUUGGGUUUCGUGAUUACACCGUUGCGCUAUGAGUUUGAAAGUUUGUUCCGGCGGUCGUUCAACGCUCAGAAGAAUGAAAAAUUUCUUGCCAAUGUUGCACAGUGUUAUGGGAGCGGUGAAUACGACGUGUUGGUGAAGCUGAUGUUGAAAAUAGCAGAAAAAGCAUCGUUCAAGACGGUUGUGCAAGAUAGCACUAAGAUCAAGAGCAAUGGUGUUGAUAAGAAUGGCGAAAAUGUGCGUGAGAAAUGGAAUACAUUGCAGGUGAAGCUGCGAAAAUUGGACGCUCAACUGAAAAACUCGAUCAACGUAUCGUUCGCAUUUAUCCCUGGUUCGCUGGUAAACUGUAUUCGGAACGGCGACUGGGUAUUGCUUGAUGAGAUUAAUCUUGCUUCAACGGAAACGCUCGAAUGUCUAUCAACAAUUCUCGAACCGGAUGGAUCCAUUGUAUUGCUCGAGCGUGGAGAUUAUACACCGGUGAAACGUCACCCCAAUUUCCGCAUUUUUGCGUGCAUGAACCCCAGUACGGAUGUCGGCAAGAAGGAUCUACCAGUGGGUAUUCGAAACCGCUUCACCGAGUACUUUGUGGACGAACUGUUGGCCGAGAAUGAUUUGCUCAUUCUGGUAAAUGACUACCUUUCUUCGACGGGCAUUCAAAAAGGACGGAUCAUGAACACGGUUAAGCUUUACCGUCGAUUGCGUGCUAUGGCACAGCUGGAGUUAAACGACGGUCUCGGCAAUCGACCCGUCUUUUCGUUGCGUACGCUGUGCCGGGCGUUGUCGAUCAGUGGGAAGAAUUUAUGCGGCACCGUCGAUCGCAAUCUGUACGAAGCGUUCUGUAUAAGCUUUCUCACACAGUUGGAUCUUAAAUCACACGGCACGGUGCUGUCGUAUAUUCAGCAAACUCUCCUGCCGAAGGAUAGCAGUGGCAUUGUGGUGAAAAAGCUUGCCCCCAUACCGCGCCCCAAGGUGAAUGCAGAGAAACAGCUGGAUUUUGAAGGUUAUUGGAUUGAGCAAGGUCCUCGCGAGGUCCAGGACUGCAAGAGUUACAUCCUCACGGACAGUGUGCGUAACAAUCUGCGAGAUUUGGCACGAAUUAUAUCGAUCGGAAGAUUGCCGGUGCUGUUGCAAGGACCAACGUCUGCUGGUAAAACUAGUCUGAUCGAGUAUAUAGCGAAACGGAGCGGAAAUGUGUGUCUUAGAAUCAACAACCACGAGCAUACGGAUUUGCAAGAAUACAUCGGUACAUACGUGGCCGAUGUGACGGGUAAGCUCACGUUCAAGGAAGGAGUGCUGGUGGAAGCAAUGCGCAACGGAUAUUGGAUUAUACUGGAUGAGUUAAAUUUGGCUCCAAGCGACAUUCUGGAGGCGUUAAAUCGUGUACUCGACGAUAAUCGCGAAUUGUUCAUACCGGAGACACAGGUCGUGGUGAAAGCGCAUCCCAACUUCAUGCUGUUUGCUACACAAAAUCCUCCUGGUCUUUACGGUGGUCGCAAGAUGCUUUCACGUGCGUUUAAAAAUCGCUUCAUAGAACUACACUUUUCGGACAUUCCCAAGCGGGAACUGGAGGUAAUUUUAGAACGGCGCUGCCAUAUACCACCUUCGUACGCUGUGAAGAUGGUGAAAGUGAUGUCGGAUCUGCAGCUGAACCGGCGUAGCACAACGGCCAAGCAGAACUUUACGCUCCGCGAUCUCUUUCGAUGGGGCAACCGUUACACGUACGCCGAUCCGACGUUACUUGAAGAUCGUAGCUACGAUUGGAAUCAACAUCUGAUCGACGAAGGCUAUUUAGUGUUAUCGUCCAAAGUACGCAGCUCUUACGAAACGGAAAUCAUUCGUGAAGCAUUAUUUGCACACUUUCGGAAGCGUGUAGAAGAGAGCUGUUUGUUUAGCUUGUCUGAGCACACUUCGAAAGUGACCCGUUCGAUUUUGGAACGUGUGAUGGUAUGUCGGCCCGAUGUUGACGAAGCAGCAUUUGAAGAAAAGCGUCGCGGUGGAGAAGGCAUCGUAUGGACAUUUGAUAUGCGGCGAAUGGCUGUACUAGUGGCGAAAGCAUUGCAGUUUAACGAACCGGUACUGCUGGUCGGACCAACAGGUUGUGGAAAAACAACUGUCUGUCAACUGUUGGCAACGCUGGAACAGAAAACGCUAAGAAUCCUGAACUGCCACAUGCACACUGAAGGUGCUGAUUUCCUCGGAGGGCUUCGUCCUUACCGCUCUGAUCAAAAGGAUGUAACGGAGGGCGAGCUGGUCGGUUCACAGAAACAUCAACUAUUCGAAUGGUCCGACGGUCCGCUUGUUCUGUCGAUGCAAGAAGGAGGUUUUUUCCUAGCUGAUGAAAUUUCGCUCGCGGAAGACUCCGUUCUGGAACGAUUGAAUUGUGUCCUGGAACCGGAGCGCACCCUUCUCCUGGCAGAGAAAGGUGGUGUAUCAUCGGGAGCUAUCGUCGAUGGAAUAUCCCGUGAGGGUGAACAUAACAACGAUGGUUUUCUAAUAACAGCUCGCGACGGAUUCCAGUUUCUGGCCACCAUGAAUCCGGGUGGUGAUUUUGGAAAGAAGGAAUUGUCACCCGCUCUGCGGAAUCGCUUAACAGAGAUAUGGUGCAGAGCCACGGAUUCGGAAGAUGAUUUGACCCACAUUGCGGAAAAUACGUUGCGUCGGCAGCUGUUGUUGGAAGGUGGCGAUUCCUUUCCAGUAGAAAACGAAGCCAUGGGUACGAUAGCCCGAGUGAUCGUGAAAGAGGUGCAAAUAUUGAAGCGAUCGAUCGAAAAGCUCAACUUUAGUAUACGCGACGUAUUGGCAUGGGUUGGAUUCGUUGCGAAGAACGCGUCGCGAGUGGGACUUCCAGAAGCACUGAUUUAUGGUCUGGAGACUGUAUUUCUUGAUUCGCUAGAAAUGUUGCCGUAUGAAACAUACGAAGAAAUUGUAUCAAUUCGCCGUCAAAUGCGUCGAUCGCUGAUGAUGCUGAUGAAACAAUUGCUGCAGUGGAAUGGACAAAUCAAUAUGAUUGAUUAUGAUCAGCAGGCGGCAGGAUCUGGUGGACUUUCUGUAAUCACCUCAACGGAGAGUCGUUUCGGCAUUCAUCCUUUCUACAUUGAACUGGACGCAAAUGUCCAACAAGCUAAACGGCAAGCGACAGACUUCAUGUUCACUGCACCUACCACGCAGCGUAACCUUUUCCGGCUGCUAUCUGCAUUGAGCCUCGACAAAGCCAUCUUAUUGGAAGGUCCUCCAGGUGUGGGCAAAACUUCGCUGGUUGAUAAUCUUGCCCGAGAAAUUGGAUACGAUGUUGUGCGUAUUAAUCUCUGCGAACAUACUGAUCUCGCUGAUCUUUUCGGUACGGAUCUACCAGCAGAUGAUCGAUCGCUUGAGGUAAACAGCAGUGAUCAUGUUGAAAAGAAUGCAUCAGCCGCUUCUCGUCCAGCGCUGGGAUCUUUUGUAUGGCGCGACGGACCAUUGCUAGCCGCACUGAAGGCCCGUCGGAACACCUGGAUUCUUCUGGACGAGUUAAAUUUGGCCCCGCAAAGUGUCCUGGAGGGUUUAAACGCAAUCCUCGACCAUCGUGGCGAGGUGUACAUUGCAGAGCUAAACAAAACCUUCCAUUUGGGCAAGAGAACACGCAUCUUUGCAGCACAGAAUCCGCUUCGACAGGGAGGAGGCCGUAAGGGUUUGCCUCAGUCAUUCUUGAAUCGUUUCACAAAAGUGUAUCUGAGAAAACUUGAGCGGCGCGAUUUGCUACACGUUGUCAAUAGCAAAUAUGCAGAAAAAUUCAAUACCCUUGGCGAGUGUCUGAUAAAUGCCGAAGGAUUGAAAAUGUCACAAACCUCUGUAGUAAGUUAUUUUGAACAACGGAAUACAGCGCAACACGACGAGCAAUUGAAGUUCGACCUGGCUGAAAGGAUGGUUGUGUUUUCGGAGCGCUUAGAAACCGGAUUGGCAAAUUUAGAAUUCGGUUACAAAGGGGGACCAUUCGAGGCUAAUCUUCGAGACAUUCUACGCUGGUGCGAACUGUUCUUCAGCGAAAGCUGUGGGUUUGUAGUGCCACCAGAUGGUGUUGGAACAAAGAACCUCAAACAUCAGCUUUUGGUGGUGCUUUUUGAAAAGAUGAAACUAGUCUACUACCAAAGGAUGCGUGCGGAUUUGGAUAAACGUUAUAUAGUGGCUGCUUUUUCGGACGUUUUCCACUGUGACGGUGAUGAGCUGGAACGUAUUUCGCAAGACAUUGGUUUGUACUGGACGGAUGAUAAGCUGUACCUUGGAGAUAUUGUCCUCCAGAAAGGAGCUACGAUGGAAAAUGCUGCAGAACUGCCGCUAGUUGCAGUAAAACAACAAUCGAUAUCUGCUGCUGGAGGUACAUCGACUUUGAUUCUUGCUAGUCAGCUGGAUUUGCUCAAAAGUGUAACGGAGUGUGUGCACCUGGAAAAACCGAUCAUCUUGUGUGGUCCAAGUGAUUGUGGUAAAACGAAAAUAAUCGCUCUACACUCUGCGCUGGCCGAUGCAUUCUAUCAGGUGGACACAAUAGACGAUACCGUGACGGGAAGUUUCCAGCAGUUUGAUUUCAAUCGUCAUCUGGAAGAGAUGGCUGCACUGGUAGAAGCCACGUUGCGGAAGAACGUGAGACAAUCGUUAUUACGCGAUGGAAGAGCAGUACUUUCCAAAGGGGGAAAUGUUUUGGCUUUGUUGGAUUGUUGGGAGAAGUACGAGAAUCUGAGCGAAGGUGCUGCUGCUUUCACUUCAAAUAUAACAAGCUCGCUACAGAGCGGUGAGAUGGUACUGUUCCGAAAGCGUCUCAGUGCCCUACAAAAGGUUCUCACUGUCCUUGUGCAAUACGGUGAAUCGGGCAUCGCAUUCAACAGACUGAACGGGAUGUCCAAAGUGUUAGAAAAGUUGGACUGUCUCUCCAGACAAGUUCAGACACUGAAUACCGGUGGUCAUUUCGAGUGGGUCGAUUCGAAGGUGGUGAAGUGUCUCCGUACCGGUCAACAUAUAUGCCUUGAGCAUGUGAAUCUGUGUUCGUCCGCCGUUCUUGACCGAUUAAAUCCUGUGUUUGAACCGAACGGUGCGCUGAUGAUUUCGGAGAAAGGUACCGUCAGGACGGACGAUACUAGUGAUGGCGAAACAUCGACGGAAGUGGUUAAAAGACAUCGUAAUUUCCAAGCGUUUCUUACCUUGGACCCGAAGAAUGGAGAAAUCUCUCGUGCCAUGAGGAAUCGUUGCAUUGAACUGGCGUUCGCAAGUCGAGAUGUGUACAAGGCAGACGAUCUCCGGCGGCUUGUGUUUGCAAAUGGAAUUCGUGAGCCGUAUCUCAUCGAGGCUUGUCUUUCCAUUCAUAAGGAGUUGCGCAAUUGCUCUGGACAAGCCGAACAGUUUAGCCCAUUCGGAGUAGCUCAUUUAGUGCGAUUUGCUCAGCUCAUGGCACAGAAUCUACAAAAGCAAGGAAUGCAUCGGAGCAUCGACUGUCUUAAGUUGAGUGCGAUGGAUGUUUACGUUCGGACGUCUAACGCUGAUCUGUUGGGCUAUGGGUUGGAUUUCUAUCGCAACACACUAAAAGAGUCGAUCGAGCAAGUGAUUCAAACGGUCGCAGUGCGACGAAGUACGGUACAGUUUGAAAAUGUUACACUUCAUGCAAAUGGUCUUACAAAAUUGGCUCGCAUUAAACUGCAAGCUGAACCGUUCCUGGCACUGUUACGUGGUUUCAUUGAAGGUUUAGACGGUGCCACAGUGUUGUCGGACAUAUCAAGUGGCUUUGAACUGAUCAGUGGCAAGGUGGACAAGCGUUCUUUGAAAUAUCUGCUUUACUUUUUGUAUGAAAUCAGUACGCAAGGUGAUAUUGACAUGCGAACCGCUUAUCUACGCAGAACAAUCAAAGAAGCAGGUAACGUGUUAAAGAAGGCGGCAAAUCACCAGAACGUAGAAGGACGUUCGAAGGCUAAUGGAAACGAUAUUCAAGUAGAUGUACGUGGUAUGGAUGAGAAGAUGAAGGAAGGUAAACUACAACGCGAUUGGGAUGCAGCCCCGUCCAGUUUCAAGUUCAUGAUGCAAGCGUCAAGUCCGGUAGGCCAACGAAAGUAUAAAGCAGAGUCGCCUGAAGAAGUAUCAAAUCUAGAAGAUGAAGUGAAUAUGAGCAAGCUUCUGGAAUUAAUUAUCGAACAAAAUGAGACGCUGUGUGCAACAGCGCAACAUAUACCACAAACCGCAACAACAGAUGAUCUGCCCUGGAAUCGUCACCUUUUUCCAAGGAUACGUGACUAUUUUACAAUUAGCAGCAACGUAGAUCAUCGGAAGGUGAGCAGCGAGCUUUUGCUUAACACAAUCCUUUCCCCAGUGAAGGUAGACAUGGUAACAAAGCUGAGCCAGAUCGAUCUAUUAUCCUACUCGAAAGCGGUACACGAUAAGCUGAUCAACGAUGGAAUUAAUAAUGGGCUGCUUCUGAUGUUGUAUGACUUUCUUACCAACUAUCGUACAAUGAUCGUGCAAACAUUGCCGGAGCUACCAAUGAGUGACGAGCUGUACGUGCGAUUGAUCCUUUCAAACCAAUGGGUUAAUCGAUUAAUCGAACUCUCGCAUCGGAAGCUGUACGAGAACAAAGAGCUGAAGGUUGGAUUGAUGGAUAAUCUUACGUUACAUUUCCAAUGGAUUGAGAAGCACUGCUUGAAUCUAUUGGAGAACGGAACAGCAAAGAAUGGCAACGAUGUGCGAGAAGUUCUUCGCCACUCUAUUACAGAGCUAACACAUCCUUUGCUUGCAAUUAGGAAAGCUUACGGAAAGCGCUUUCUCGAGUACCUACCACUAUACACAGUCGAACAGGUUGAAAAAGCAGUUAAGCUUACACAGCUAGCAGAUAGGAUGAGCUUGAUUCCUAAGCUGAGUAAACGACAUACGAACGAGGAGUUCCAGCGGUGCGUGACACUAGUGAAUCACGUGAAAACCAUCGAUUUAAAACGAUCGCUACUGGCGCUGAUGUUUGAAGGUUGUGAUCAUGCUUUGAUCAAUGAAAUCGAAGAACCCGAUUCGAACAACGAUACGUUUACAACGAUUGAACCGUCACGAAAGGAACCCAUCAAGAACUAUUACAAAUUGAUCAUGUCUCAUCAUAGCUCACAAGGGGAAGGCAUGAAGGAAGAAAAUAUGAAAAAAGUUAUCGAUAUGAUUUCAUCUUUCGAGAACGAUAUGAAAUCUCUGCCACAGCAGGAAUGCCUCUCCACUGCAAGUCAGUACGAACUGGAACGUUUACCACUGUUAGAGUACUAUUUGUACAAGGUGCUGUUAGCUUCACGUGGUCGAAAUCAGAGGCAUGCAAUUAGAAUGGACUAUGUGUUAAAUAUACGGUCUCUUGGAAUCGAUGCACUAUGUGCAAUCAAGUCACAAACCGGAGCAGAUCAUCGUGUAGCAGUUGGUGCAUACAAUUCGUUGCUAGCAUUAAUUGAUGAAGUACCGUUUGCGCAGCUGCUUUCAAGUGUACCAACGCAACUUUAUCGCAGUUUGAGUUCCUACUGGCACGAAUUUGGUAGUAUGUUGGAACGUCUCGAGCUUAGUUCACUGGCGGUUCAGCGACAUGUCUGUCACAAUGUUGAAAGUGCGGAAGUUUACGAGACGUAUCACAACAACCACGAGCCGGAUGCGGCCGAUAAGGUCACUAGCAGUUACCGCGGUGCCUUGCUAACGGUGAGCUGCCUGUCAAUAAUUCUUGGAAAGGGUUCAGGUGGAUUCAGAGUAACUGGGUUAGGUGAUCUCCCAGACUGGCGGCACACAUUAGGCACAAUAGCUACGAUACUGUGGGGUAACACACGCAUGCUUUCGAGCGAAUAUCGUGCAGAAAGCAGUCAUCUGCAGCUUGCUAGCACUGCGGCCGGAAAACUGUUGCAGGAGCUCGAUUACAUAGUACAGGACAGUAACUUAGAAAGCAGUGAAAUGCAUCCGUUUGUGAACGAUUUCCUCGAUGCCGUGAAACUGCUACGCCAGUAUCGAGAGCAAACAAAGGAACAGAACAACGAGGAGGAAGAUCGUGAUCGUGAUUGGCGAAUGGCAUCUUUGAUGCGUACACUUACCGGAGUACUGGAAAUGAAUUUGUACGUUUUUCUGCCACUGCUUGAUCCUGUUGAAAAGAAUCGUCUCAAAAAACGCUAUCUACAGGAAGACAUUGAGCUGUUAGAAAUGCUGUUACGCACGUACGACUGCAUGGCAGUAACGAUGAACUAUCGCCAGCUCGGCGAACACAAUCGUCGUCUAUUCCUUAGUGCUAUUGAACGGCUGAAGAGCAAAGAGCAACACUUGCAGCGCAAGGUAGCACUUCGCCCAGACAGUGCCGUUUUGUAUGCGGAACUGGUACGAGAUGUCAACAAUUUUCUUCUCUCCUGCUGCCAUCCUGCAACGAUGGGAAUGCUGGUGAAAUCAAUCGUUCAGUGCCUGAACUAUGUGGUGGAUAUGCAAAAUUUGGCCAAGAAUCGUAACCAUACGCAAGCCUUCCUGCUGAAGGUGUCGGAGCUGAUCACGCAGAUCGAUGUGUGGAAUGAUAUCGCGCUACAGUUCGAACAUCACACCCUGAAGCGUUACAAUCCUUAUUACCGAGACUUCAUGGCUCCGUUGUGUAACUCAAUUGCUACCCUUAGGUACGGCUUGAACGGUCUGCGACACAGUCUAUGCGCCAAGCGUGUGACAAUAGAACAGAAACCUAAUGGAGCUUUUUAUGAUCUAAAUGAAGACCUCUCUCUGAAGAAAAUGUUAGUAAAGUUCGUACAGUUCCCCUGCGCAAAGCCACUGGAACUUUUCGACGAUCGUCACAAGGUGAACAUUUACUCGGUGAUGGAAAAACUGACCCAACCAGAGCAGUCUUAUUUCCGACUGUUAAAAGCACGUUUGCAGGAGGUAUCGAACAGAAUAGUGGUAGAACGGAUGCUUGGAAGCCGAUCGUUUACGGAGCUCGAUCGUAUCGUGAAUGUCUGUAAUCAGGUGUGGCAGAAGCAGGAACACCUUCGACGAAAACGCCAGGCUGAAGAGGAUAGUCUAUAUUUGACGAAAUCGCACUGUGAAGAAGAAAGCGAAGACAUCAUUGCACAACGUGAGAUCAGUGAAAUGUUUCCCAAUUACGUCGAUGAUGACUUUGCCGAGUUCAUACAAAACGAUACGUUGGAACAGAUCAUUAAAGCACCACCCCGGAAGGAGAAACCGGCCGAUACGAUAGGAGACGAAGAUUAUGCACUGAUUUGUGAAAGUUUCAUCAUGCUAAUGGCAAAGUAUACGCGAUCACAUUACUACCAUCCGGAAGUGACCGCACCCAAAGGUGGUGAAAAUUUGUCUUUAGACUUUAUUAAACCUUUCGAAACGAAAUUGGAAAUUUUCAAUCAAAUUGUGCAAAAGUAUGAACCCACCAUCGGUAGCGAGUUUGAUGAAAUCGCUUACGGGGCAUUGAGUUUGGCAGUCGGAUUGCUGCAGGAAAGAUACGAUGAUCAGCUGGUAGAAGUAGGUCAAAUCGAACGAAAGACUAAGGGUGGCAGCUAUUUGUCGACGAACUACAAUUUCUACAUCGAUUCCAACAUCCCGGAGGUGCUGCAAUGCGUGAAAGUGUUGAAAAUCGUCGAGAAACGUGUCCAGGAGCUGCUAGUGGAGUGGCCUGAUCAUGCCGUGCUCGGCGAUAUCCUUUUGAUCAUGCAGCGUAUUCUUGCUCUACCCUCCACCGCACCGAUUGUACGUUUCAGUACGGGAUUGCAAUUGCUACGGCAGAAGCUGGACGAAUGGAAUGCAGUCGCUCAUCGAGGAAAUAAUAUGCGUGAGUUGGAGAGAGAAGUGGUAGAAUACAUUCAUCGCUGGAUGCGAAUGGAGUUGCAGUACUGGCGCGAAUGUUUGUCUCGCACGUUGGAACGCGUUCGUUCGAAGGCUUAUCGAUAUUGGUUCUUCAUGUACAAUCUGUUGCACGAGUACUUGCAAGUAGGAGUAACGCGAAAGGGAAAACUUAGUCAUCUGCUCGACUACAACAAAGUAGAAAAAUGUUACGGCGAACAGGAACUGCUGGACGAGGAGGAGGAAGAAAUGGAAGAUGUGGAUGCAUCCGGUGUAACGAUUCAGGAUGUCAUAAAUGUACUGAAGCAGUUCAUGGAGUCAUCAAACUACGCAGAAUAUGGAUUGCGUCUACGUGUGAUGAAGUCCUUCGAGCAGUACCUGCAUUACCUUGACGUAGAGCAAUUUGGUGGCGAUAAAUCGAAGCGUGAUACACUGAUAGCUGCACUGUACAACAUCCACAUGUACUUUGAUCAAUUUUCAGAAGAAAUUGAAGAUCAUGUACGCACGAAACGUGUUCCGAUCGAGAAGAAACUGAAAGAUUUUGUAAAAAUAGAAUCAUUCAACAAGGAUUUGUCGUACUUCAGCAUGCGCAACAAUAUAGCCCGUGUGCACCGGCAACUGCACAAAUUCCUGAAGGAGUUCGAGACAGAAAUUUCAACACGAGUGUCCUCCGUGUUUUGUCCCAAAGAUCCGGCACGGGAAAUCAACGACGCCGAUGAACAAAAGGUGAAGGUGUUGCGAUCCGAGGCGAAGGUUACAUACUACAUGGUUGAUGUGAAGAGUUUCAUGGCCUCGCGAAAGCUUAUGGAGCGGUUUUCGGUUAAUAAGGUAGUGCCUGCUAAAGACGCGGAAGGCGCAAUGAACACUAGCGGUAGCAGUCAGCAAGGAGCAGCACAGCUUUUCCAGAAGAUUGAUCGAUUUUUCUCGACUGCUCGUAAUGUCUGCCGAGAAGCGAUCCUUCACGCACCUUUCCCGGGGCUGGUGUACAGUUUGGACACGUUUAUGCAUGAGCAGAUUGAAACAAUUGAGUACUUGCGUGGCUUGGAGGUAGAUCGCACACAGCCACGCCCGAAGCAAAAGUCUCAAGCAAAGCAAAUACUGAACCAAAAGCGAAAGGCACUGGCGGACUUUUACAAAACCCUUACCGUUCUUGGACUGAGUUAUCGGACAGGAUUGGUUGAAUCGGCGAUUGGAGGAACUGAUCCUGUGGAUCCAACGAUUAAACCAUUUAGUUUGGAGUUGUUGACACAUGCGUCGAGGUAUCGCAAGGUCGAUCAACACAUUGUGUUCCUGAAUGAUAAGCUUAAUCUGCACUACGCCAAGUGUGUGUUCAAGAUCAAGCUGUUAGCGAAGGUGAUGCUGCAACCGGAUUCCGAUAUUGCUGGUCCAAUCAAUGUGGAUCGCAUCAAGGGUUUCUCGAUCGAUAUGUUCCUGGUGGUACAGAACCAACGAAAAGCAUUAUCGGAGCUAGUUAACGAUGUGUUCCAGUUGCGAGAGCUAAUAGCAAACCUUUACCAGCUAAAUACAUGUCUUGAAGCAGAACAAUCGGAUGAUGAUGAUGGAUUACGUUUCCGUGAAUAUCGCCAGCGGAUGGAUGUCGUGGGACAAUGUGUCAUUGAUGCACGUUUAGUGCUGGAACAAUUCCAAAUGCUGCUUGCUUCUGCUCCAAAUCAAACAGACGAAGAGUUGCAGUUGUUUGAGACGAGUCCGAUUAGCUCACCAGAAGGGUGUUUCUAUCGAGAAUCGGUAGAAUUUGCAACGAUAGCAAAGUUGGCCAAAGAUGCACUCAAACAGACAAUAGACCUGAAUGAAGAGCUUGGAAAGACUUACAAUGACGCUUACUGCACGCGCGAUCGUAUUGUGAAUCUGGAGAAAAAACUAACGAGUUUAACGGAGAAGCUGUUAUCGCUGACGGAUGCAUUCCAAUUCUCCAGCAAUGAUGAAAUACCGCAUAGUUAUUCUGUUUAUGGACAAUCUAUAGUGCAGUUGCUACAGCGGUUUGAGCAAUACAAGAAGGAUGGUUCGAAAGCGUCUUCUAAUGAAAGUGACACCACUGUGGAUUGCUCAUUCGAUGAUGAUAGUGUGAAUAAUGAAAUCGAGAACAUAAUCCAUUCGCUACUAAUGGCGAUGCAAAAGAUCUACAAGAAAUAUUCUGAAAUAAUACCCGAACCGGAUCGUAAAGAUGAAGAAGAGAAUGAACAGGCAGCCGACAAUGAAACUAGGACCGAUGGCAACGAAGAUGAAAAUGAUGAUGAAUCCGACUAUAACCUCCAGGAACAACACUUGAAGCAAAAGAUCAAUGCAGAUCUACUGUGUGAUUUGAAGACGUUAAAUAUAUCAAGAGUUAUAGAGAAAUUAAGGAGUUUGUUGGCGCAGCUUGAUCAAAGCAGGGAAGGAAGUGUAUCCAACGAUAACAUGCGAUUGCGUACGCUGAUCCUAAAGCUUACACGUUUGGUGCCAAUUCUUGAGCAGUACAAUUUGCUUGUUGAAUAUUAUCUUAUACAGCAGCUAGGCGCUCACAAGAUAUGCACAAAAAUGCUCUCGGUUAUGUUAACCGUCUUCAUCGAGCUUGCAACGAAGGGUUUCUGCGUGCCGAAGGAUUUACUAGGAGAAGAGGAAAAAGAGCAAAACGGCGAGCAGGAUAACGAUGGUGAUACGGGUGAAAAGUUUGGCUUUGAAGAUGGAGAAGGUGAAAAGGAUGCGUCACACAAGAUCGAAUCGGAAGAUCAGCUCGAUGAUGCACGAAAACCGGGAACGGAGAAAGAGAAACAGGAUGAAGAGAAAGACAACAAGGAAGAGAAAGGAAUCGAUAUGAGUGAAGAUUUCGAAUCGAAAUUGCAAGAUAUGGAGCGACCAGAGGGUUCGGAUUCGGAAGAGGAGCAAGAUGAAGAUGAAGAAAUUGACAAACAGAUGGGAGAAACUGAAGAAGGAGCAGAGAAGCUGGACGAUCAGAUCUGGGGAGAUGAUGAGGAAAAGCCAGAAGAGGAGGAAAAUGAUAACAGCAUGGAGGAAGAAGACGGAGGUGGUACAAACGAGAAGGACGAACGGCAUAAUGAUCUAGGAUCGGAGAAAGAUAAACAGCAGUCCGGUGAUGACAACCAGCAGGAGGAUGGAAUGGAUGCGAUUGAUCAGUCUACGAUCACGGAUGAUAAGAAAAAGCAGAAACCGAAGGACAUCAAUGAUAUGGACGAUCAGGAAGGGCAAGAUGAGGAGGAGCACGAAAAUCCUUAUCAUAACGAGUUGGAAGAACCUCCAGAGGCGGAAGAGCUUAAUUUGGAUGAUGAUUUCCAUUUGGAUGAACAUGAAAGGCAGCAAGAUGGUGACAACCAAGAACAGGAGAAUCCGUUCGAUAUCGAUGAAAUGAAAGAGAAAGCUGAUGGUGAGCAGAAAGACGAUGAGGAAGAGGAGGACAAGGAUGGUGAAGAUCAAACGGGUAAUCCUGCUAACGAAAAUGGAGUUGAUUCUUCUGACGAGGAAGAAGAGCCAACCGAUCCGGAUUCCGCAGACAAGCUUGCCGAUGAACCUCCUGUGCCAGAGGAAGAUCCGAACAAGGAAAACAGCGAUCAACAAGUGCCGGGCGAAGAACAAAAGAAGGACGAACAAUCCGCCACUGAAGAGGAAGAGCAGAAAGAUGAGCAACAGAAGAAGCGUCCCGAUGACGAGAAGCAUCAUGAGUCGCGUGACAAGCGUACUGAAGAGGAUCGUGUGGAGGCGAUGCCAGAUGCCGAGAACAAGGGUUCGAGCGAUCAGGUGGCCAACGAUAAGCCGGAAGCGAAACAGGAGCACGAGCUAGACGAGCAGGAUACAGGGGAAGAUAAGGAAGGUAUCGGCCAGGCUGAAAAUGAGCAAUCCGAUAAGGGUCAUCGAGGUAUUGCGGAAUCAAAAGAAACGCGCACCCGCAAGGAUGAGCAAAAAGAGCAGCAACAGCUAAAGGAACAACGGCGCAAACAGGGUCACACGGAUGAUGAUCGUUCCCUGGGUGAUCCUGACCAAGCGGAAAAGAAGCGACUGAAGACGGUCGAUAAAUUAAAUCGAGAGGAGCGCCCGGAAAAGGAAGAGGACACGGAGAAGACGGAGGAUGUAAACGAGGAGGAACUUAAAGAUGAUGAGUUCCAACACGUUAAGGAUGCUAAAAAUAGUGAUAAAACGACGAUGGAUAACGCGACGGAAGAGCAGUCGAAGCAGAUUCAGCACCAGGAAAAGCAACCGGAAGAGGACAAGGAAGGAAAAGAGCAGGAAGAGGAAUCUGCCGACCAGCUGAUGGAAGAGGAUGAACCACUGCAAGAGGACCUGGAAGAAACGGAAUUACUAGAGAGUGAGAAAAAUGAGAACAAGAAAGACAAACCGGCCAAAAAGGAUCAAAAUGCGAUUAAAGAUAAGAUGGAAAUUGAAGCAAAGGCGGAAGUGGAAGGUGAAAUAGUUCCCACGGCAACGGUAGCUCGAGGUGACGACACAGUUGCCCACACGAUAUUCGAAAUUCUGCACGAUAUCAGUCUCCCAGAUGAACCAACGACGUCCGAGCAGCUCGAUAUGCGCAAGAUGGUGGAAUCGGAAAUGCAAACGUCUAUUCUGCAGGAUGGUUCGGGCGAUCAUGAAGCGUUCGAGCGGUGGCAGCAAAUAUCACACAAAAUGCUGCCCAGUGCACGCGAUCUUUGCGAACAACUUCGAUUGAUCCUGGAGCCGACUAAAUGCACCCGGCUUAAAGGCGACUAUCGCACGGGUCGCCGCAUAAAUAUGAAGAAAAUCAUCCCCUACAUAGCGUCGCAGUUCCGCAAGGAUAAGAUUUGGUUGCGCAGAACGAAGCCAGCUCAGCGCGAUUACAAGAUCACGAUUGCGAUCGACGACUCGAAAUCGAUGGAUCAUAAUCAAUCUAAGGACCUGACACUGCAAGCGAUAUCAUUGGUAUCGCAAGCGUUAUCGCUGCUGGAGAGCGGACGUUUGAACGUGAUGUCGUUCGGAGAGAAGCCAAGAAUACUGUUGAAGCAUUCGGAUCAGUUUGAUGGUCCGAAGCUGAUCAGUGCACUGAACUUUGAGCAAAACCAGAGUCGCAUUGCGGAGCUGCUUAAGUUUGUGCGAACGUUUAGCACUGAGGAUGCAUCAGCCUCGGAUAAUGGAGUAUUUGAACAUUUGCUGUUGGUAUUGAGCGAUGGUCGCAACAUUUACAGCGAGGGAGAAAAGGAAGUGAAAAAUGCGGUAAAGCUAGCCAGAUUGCAAAGGAUCUUCAUCGUGUAUAUUAUUAUUGAUAAUCCGGACAACAAGCAUUCAAUAAUGGAUGUACGAGUGCCUUUGUUCACGACGGAUAGUACACAGAUAAUUAUGCAAUCAUACCUCGACGUUUUCCCCUUCCCAUACUACGUAAUUGUAAGGGAUUUAGGGCAGCUUCCGAUGGUAUUGAGCGAUGCGAUGAGGCAGUGGUUCGAAUUAGUAAAUAGCGAGCAGUAACGUAACAAAGUAGUUAAGCCCUAUGGUGUAGGAUUAUCUUAAAUGAAACAAAGCAUGUUAUAAUUGUAUGUGAAACAUAUGAAAUGGAAAUUAUAUAAACAACGCAUUUAUAUCGGUAAUCUA